Messenger RNA from Synchiropus splendidus (mandarinfish), 2518 nucleotides. It is a transcript of the gene dus1l, whose product is annotated as dihydrouridine synthase 1-like (S. cerevisiae). The record is from RefSeq and is a predicted model, not a curated record. The transcript is spliced from 14 exons. Gene Ontology annotation, molecular function: flavin adenine dinucleotide binding; tRNA dihydrouridine synthase activity. The coding region runs from base 95 to 1549 and encodes 484 amino acids. Gene Ontology annotation, biological process: tRNA processing. NCBI's taxonomy places the organism in Eukaryota, Metazoa, Chordata, Actinopteri, Syngnathiformes, Callionymidae.
GUUACACACAACAAAAACGUGUUGGGCGACAAACAUCUGUUUGUUUGAAGGACCGUGAGCAAACGACGGCGUGCAAAACAGCUAACACACCAUCAUGACCAAGCUCAAGGGCUUCGAUUUCUGGAGAAAGACUCUGAAGGGGGCGCAGUACGUGGUAGCACCCAUGGUGGACCAGAGUGAGCUUGCGUGGCGCCUGCUGAGCCGUCGCCAUGGGGCUCAUCUGUGCUACACCCCCAUGCUGCACGCUCAGGUGUUUGUCCGGGAUGUGAACUACAGGAGAGAGAACCUCUAUAGUGAGGUGUGCGAGGAGGACCGGCCGCUCAUCACCCAGUUCUGUGCUAAUGACCCCGAAGUGUUUGUCCAGGCGGCACUGCUUGCUCAGGACUACUGUGAUGCCAUCGACCUGAAUUUAGGAUGUCCUCAGAUGAUCGCCAAAAGAGGGCACUACGGCGCAUAUCUUCAGGAUGAGUGGGAGCUCUUGGAGAAAAUGGUAAAGUUAGCCGACGAAAAGCUGUCUGUGCCUGUGACUUGUAAGAUCCGGGUGUUUCCAGAGGUGGAGAAGACAGUGCAGUAUGCCCAGAUGCUGGAGAGAGCCGGGUGUCAGCUGCUGACUGUUCAUGGCCGCACCAAAGACCAGAAAGGACCAAUGACCGGCAUUGCCAGCUGGGAGCAUAUAAAGGCUGUUCGGAAAGCUGUGAGUAUUCCUGUGUUUGCUAACGGCAACAUCCAGUACUUGAGCGACGUGGAGCGCUGCAUCCAGGAGACGGGAGUUCAGGGAAUCAUGAGUGCCGAGGGAAACCUGCACAAUCCUGCUCUGUUCGAAGGCCGCAGCCCCCCGGUGUGGGAGAUGGCGGAAGAGUACCUGGAGGUGGUUCGGAAACACACACCCUGCUCAUUGUCCUACGUCCGAGCCCACUUGUUUAAGAUGUGGCACCACACGCUGCAGAUCCACCAGGACCUGCGCGAAGAGCUGGCCAAAGUGAAAACACUGGACAGCCUGGCGGAGGUCAGCCGGCAGCUAAGGCUUCGUUGUCAGGAGGAGAUCGCCAAAGAAGAAGACCUGCCACAGGGUGACCUGCCUUUUCCUCACUGGAUCUGUCAGCCCUAUGUUAGACCUCCGCCAAAGGAGCCAGUGGCCAACGGUCAGUGUCUACUGGUCAAGAGAACGCAAUGUCAGAAGAGGGCUUUGGAGAACUCGGAGCCCACAACCGAAAGUCUCUCCAAGAACAAGCAGAAGAAGAGGUCCCGCAACCCCAACAAGAAUUUUAGCUCGGAACAGAAACCCAAGUACGUCAAGUGUGAGCAGUGUGGAAACCCAAAGGGUAACAAAUGUGUCUUCAACCUGUGUCGAGGCUGCUGUAAGAAGAAGGCCUUCAAGGAGGUGGCUGAUUGUCCAAGUCAUGGCCUGAGAUUCAAGACAAAGGCAGAAAAGCGGAAAGCAGAGGAACAGGAGAACGAGAUGGCAAACGCUCCACCUGAGUAUACCUCAGAAUUUCUCACCCCUGGUCCUCUCACAGAGCUGCAGGGACAGUGUGAGACCUCACUUUAAGUCCUCUUCCAACUCCUUUGACUUAAGGCUUCCAAAGCAGCAAUAUUUGGAUUUUUAAAAUGGCAUAAUUGAGCAUCUGUAUCUUCACCUUCCUUCUCAACUACAUUACAAAAAGGCUGGAUGAUUUACUGUUUUACCAUAACCAAAAUGAAUUCAUGGCCACUUGUUAUUAAUAUGUAAUAUUAUUUAGCAUUUGGCUGAAGCCAAACAUUUUAGUGUUUUCUCAUUGUUAGAGGGAGAAUAGUGAUGCAUUUAUUCAGACUGGGGUUAGCAAAGUAGACGAUGGAUAACUGCAAAACGCACAGAUGACUUUUGUCCUUGCAUCACACAUCCAGAGUUUAAUCAUGAUAUUUUUGUGACAUUGAAGAAGAGACCUCUUUUGUGUCAUUUUAGCUACAAUCUUGAUUUUUUUUUUAAGUCUCACAAUAUCAAAAAGAGAAAAUGAAAAAUGCACUGACUCACUUCAUUUUAAUUCCGUAAAAUACUCAUCUGUUUGGGAGAUUGCCUUCUUAAUGCAAAAUCACAUAUUGUAUCCAAAAGCAGGUAUCGCUUGUUUAAGACUGGUCUGUCCCCCAGUGGAGACUUGUCCUGCUCUGUAACCUCUGCUAUUCCGUUUUGCACUAAUGAAGUGAUCUUCUGCCUUAUUCAGCUGUUUGUUCAUUUCACUAAUGUCAACCACAAACAAAAUGGUAAGGAAAUAGCAGUGCAGGUCAUCCAUCGAGACCAGACCGGGGUAUUUAUUUUGAAAGCAGCUUUUAUAUGUGCCUUCUGAUGACUACCACUUCCUGUUUACAUGAAGACUUAAAGGAACAUGUGUUUGUAAUAAAUGACAUUCAGAGAGAAAAUGGUGCGUAUUCCUGUCCCCCCCCUUGUCAGUGAAGACUGCAGUAAAGAUGUGGGAAACAAAUUCUUCACACCAUUUUUUUUGGUUUUGCUGUGCUUACAAUGACAAGGAUGAUAUUAAUAAAC